Molecule: messenger RNA, 20087 nt
Organism: Podarcis lilfordi (Lilford's wall lizard)
Lineage: Eukaryota; Metazoa; Chordata; Lepidosauria; Squamata; Lacertidae
Source: the annotation of a GenBank genome assembly
GUGGGUAUCACACAAGGUCAGUCAGCAAAUCCUGCUCUAAAAAUAGAUGCCAGUUUCAAAGUUGGCAAAGAUUUCCUUUGCCGUCCCUGUCACACUCCGAAGAUCCACGCUACCUACAGCUCCUGGAUAAAGUCACAGGUAAGGCAAGAUGAGAGAAUGCUGGACUCCCUUUUCGCCCUUUCCCUUAAAAAAUUCUGGGAGAGGACAACCAGGCAAGGGGGGAAACUGAACGUUUAGCUGCCUUUGCAAAGGAGCUGCUGGCUUCUUAAAACCAUUUCAGGGAAGAGGCACAAGUAACAUUAGAGAUUCAUUCAUUUGGGGAUACAGUGAGGUCAUUCAGCAUUCCAAAAUAUUAUACAAUGAGCUGCACUUCUUUCUUUCCUAUUGGGCGAAGCUUUUUAUCGUUUAUGCUAAACGGAGAUCUGUUUUGGGAGAUUUUAAAAUCUACUCUGGGGAUCUUUUAGAUGCUCUCCCCUCCCUUCUCCUCUGCUCCUCAGCUCUUUAUUUUCUUUCAGUUCCCCUUCCCUUACAUCGAAUUCUGUUGCCCUGCUUCUACUAUAGAUGGCUUGUGUCUGUCAUUCAGGAAAUUUUAAUGCCUUAUGUCAGCCAACCCAGCUGAACUGGCUUCAUGUUAACCACAUGCGCUGGCAGUGAAGACCAAGUGCGAAAACGAUUUUUAAAAAAGAAAUUGCUGGCCUGUAGAAUAUACAAGCGAGUAGAGAAGAGAUGCAGACAGAGGGUAAAGGAAUAGUGACAUAAAAGAGAUUAUACGCAAACUCGUUUUAAACUACAACUGCACAAGACAAACACAGAAAAACCUCUUCACAAUUUCCCCUUCCCCUAAAGAAACAACCACCAAAAACAAUAUCUGAGAAAUUAGAAUGAUAAGGAUUAAAUUAACUUUUUUUUGUUUUGUUUUAAGAAAGUUAGAGGGGAUUCUUUUCAAAGAAGCUAUUGCCAUUAAAUCAACCGAAAAUCAAUUCGGCAGGAUUGUUAGCAGCAUAUUUUCAGACAUCAAUCUUCCAUUCAUUUUUAGUUGCUGUCGUUGUUUUAGUGGGAGAUCUGAAGUAAAGUCAUCCCUGCGCCAUGAAAACUACAUUGUUUGCAAAUAUUGCAUCUUUGAUCAGAUAAGCAUAUUGAAAUCCAGGGCCUGCCUUCUCUCCUAAUAAGUGACAGGUACAUAGUGAGCCACGAGGCUCCUUUGGGUGGUUGCUAGGAUUUGCAAAAUAUCAUGUAACCAGAGUAGCACUUUAAGGUCUCCACAGCAGGAGUGCCAUUUUGAGAGGGCAGUGGGGUUGUUGCACCUGCUCCUAUUUCUCCUGCCAUGCCUAUGGUUCCGCUUUAAUACAGAAAUUGGGUAACUGAUCCGUGUUGGCAAAAUGUUGCUAUAGUUAUUAGGAGCUAGAAACAAUAAGUAAAGAAAUACUCUUAAAAUGCAUUGCUUCAGCAUUAUCCAUUUAAAACUCAAAUAUAUCCAAAAGAUGACCCUUGGACCUUAACUGAGAAUCUUGCUCUCCCACCCCACCCCAUUCAUCAUGCCUUGCAAGUGUCCCAGAGAAAACAGAACAGGACAUCCAGUUUUCUCAUGCAAGAGCACAGUGGCCAUUGGGAGUACUGUGAACUUGUGAUUUCGCGCUGAAAUCUCACACCCCCAAAAUGCACUUUUUGGGGGGAGAUGCAAUUACGCAACCCUGUGCAGUGCUCCAACAUGCGCAAGCACGUCCCCCCAAAAAAGCACGUCUUUUUGACUCCAUCAUCUCGCACAGAUUACAGACGCACAUCCCAGUCUGGGGACUCAAGAAGUUGGAGGGUAUGCAUUCAAACACGCAGUCUCUCUCCAUAGCCUACCGAUACCUGAUCUGCUGUGCUAAGCAUGGGCAGCCUGAUCCACAAGAAUUCUUUUGGCACAGACAGAUCCUAUGGCAGUGCUCAGUCCUGCCUCAACAGAGGGGUCAGCAGCUAACAUGCAUUCUGAUCUGUACAUGGGGCACAGAAGCAGACACAACAGACCCCUGUGUUGGCUCCUCCCCUCUACCUUGCGCUAGUAGUGUAGGACUAGUGCAAGGAGCUAGACUUUUAUGAGUCAAUGUUGCUGAAGAAAAAAAGGUGUGAAGUCAGCUUUACAGGUACUUAGGGAAUCAAAGAAUUGUAGAGUUGGAAGCGACCCCAAGUCCAGCCCCCUACGAUGCAGGAAUAUGCAGCUGUCCCAUACAGGGAUUGAACCUGCAACUUUGGCAUCAUCAGCAUCACACUCUAACCAACAGAGCUAUCCAAGCUGAUUAUCUUGUGAAGCAAGUUCAGGGUAAACUGUCCCUCCUGGUGCUUUACACCAGCCUCCCCAAGCCUGGUGACUUCCAGAUGUUGUUGGACUAGAUCCCACCUACUUCCUAACCAUGGACCAUGCUAGCUGGAGACUGGUGGUAGCUGGAAACCUAACAUCUCCUGGAAGAUACCAGGCUGGAGUAGGUUGCUUUUGCAAAAUCCACCCUGCCAAUGCAUUUUGUAACAAUAGCCAUCUUUCUGCCUGGAAAGUCAAGGGUGCGAUGAAACAGGAGGUUUGGCAUAAGAGAGAUUUGGUCUGAACCCGACUAAACGUGGCCAUUGUGGCAUCGCUCUGGCCCCCUCAGAAGCCUGCUGUGACAACUCUGCAAGGCGCUUUAGGGACAAAAUUGCCGGAUGCCACAGCUAGAGCAAGUCCAGUGGUGUGUUUAGAGCAUGGUUUGUUCAAUCUAUACUAGAUCAGUUUAGAUUAUUGCAACCUGGGGAUGCGGAGGGCAAGUUGCUUGAAGUAUAGCUGGCCAUCUGGCUCCUUGACCCUUGUCCAUUUUUGGCUUCUUAGAGCUAGCCAUAGGGGGCUGACUGGACGGGUCCAGGAAGUAAUUAAGGCUUCAUUGGAGAAGGGGAAGAUACAAUCUUCCUUGAUGGAGGUGGUUGAACAACUACCAAGAGUCAAAUAUCCCCUUUGCGGGGCAAAGUGGUGGUGGUUCAACUUCAGGCAUGCUUGGAAGAAGCCGAUGACUUGGAUCCAUUCCACUCUGGCUUCACGCCUGGUCAUGACACUGAAAAUGCACCCAUCACCUUGGUUGAUUGCUUUGACCAGGAGAGAGAUGGACAGCAUGGCACAGUUUGUUCUCCUCCCUCUUUCAGCUGCUUUCGAUAUUGCUAACUACAAUAUCCUUCUAGAGCGGCCCAGGGAGGUGGUGGCUGGGAGCACUGUGCUUCAGUGGUGGAUGUGGGUGGCGCUGUGGUCUAGACCUCUGAGCCUCUUGGGCUGGCCGAUCAGGAGAUCGGUGGUUCGAAUCCCCGCGACGGGGUGAGCUCCCGUUGCUCUGUCCCAGCUCCUGCCAACCUAGCAGUUCAAAAGCACGGCAGUGCAAGUAGAUAAACCGCUGCGGUGGGAAGGUAAAUGGCAUUUCCGUGUGCUCUGGUUUCCAUUACAGUGUUCCAUUGCACCAGAAGUGAUUUAGUCAUUCUGGCCACAUAACCCAGAAAGCUGUCUGUGGACAAAUGCCGGCUCCCUCAGCCUGAAAGCGAGAUGAGCACCGCAACCCCAUGGUUGCCUUUGACUGGACUUAACCGUCCAGGGGUCCUUUACCUUUUACUUUGAUUCAGUGAUUCUGUUCUUACCUCCUGGGAUGUUUCCAGAAUGUGGUCAUGAGAGCCUGCUGUCCAGUGCCAUGGGAGUUGCCCUGUGAUGCCCCACAGAGUUCCAUCUUGUCCCCUGUGCUAUUUAACAUCUAAAUGAAGCCUCUGGGCGUUGUUAUCAGGAGAUUUGGAAGUGCUAUCAAUUUGCAGAUGACACCUAGCUCUAUCUCUCAAUCUUCACCUGAAUCAGGAGAGGCAGCUAACAACAACAACAACAACAACAAUUUAUUAUUUAUACCCCACCCAUCUGGCUGGGUUUCCCCAGGCACUCUGGGUGGCUUGCAACAAAAUAUUAAAAUACAGAAAUGCACCAAACAUUAAAAGCUUCCCUAAACAGGGCUGCUUUCAGAUGUCUUCUAAAAGUCUGAUAGUUGUUCUCUUUGACAUCUGGUGGGAGGGCGUUCCACAGGGUGGGCGCCACUACUGAGAAGGCCCUCUGCCUGGUUCCCUGUAACUUGGCUUCUCGCAGUGAGGGAACUGCCAGAAGGCCCUCAGUGCUGGACCUCAGUGUCCGGGGAGAACGAUGGGGGUGGAGACGCUCCUUCAGAUAUACUGGACUGAGGCCGUUGAGGUGUUAGACCAUUGCUUGGAGGUGAUGGGCUGGGCAUGGGCCAGUAAGCUGAACCCUGAAGACCACCUUCAUCCCUACAGACCCUCUCAGGUGCUGAAAUCAGCAGAGCGGGCCUUCUUGUUUAUUCCACUACACUCAGAAGAUUGUGGGGUGGUGGCCUGGGAGAGGGCAUUUUCUGUGGCAUCCCCUAAGUUGUGGCUCUCCGUCCCCACAGGGGUGCACCUGACAUCUUCAUUAGACAGCUUUCGGGGAAUGUUGAAGACACACCUCUUUUCCCAGGCCCUUGACCCUUGAGAUGUGCAUUUUUAGGACCCACCUUAUUUCUGUGAUUGUAAGUUGUUUUGAACUGUUUUUCAUACUGUGUUUUAAUUGUUCUAACCCACCCUGGUAUUUUAGGGUGAAGGGUGGGUAAUUAAUACAACAGCAACUUCCUAGCAAACGGAUCAGGAUGAAUGCCCAAUUAACAGGCUGCCUGGAAGCAAUGCAUUUGUAAAUAAGUUUAUAGGAAGCAUGAUGACUUCUAAAAACAGACAGCAAAUCCCCAGAAAAUAGCACCCUCCCCAACAGAAUACCCCCAGUUUCAACUAUCUCUGGAAAUAAACCCUCGGCUCUCACUCUCUCUAAAACUGCUGGGUUUCGUCUCCUGAUGGGUCUCUCUCUAAUAACUUGAGAAAUUCUGGGCCAUCAGGAGACCAUCACAGGUCAAUAGCUUGUAUGGGGGCUCAUCCACACUUCUGCUUGUACCAUUGCUUUUCCCCAGACAAACCUGCUCUUUACUGCUGAAUCAGAGCAAACAUCAGCAGGGUUUUCUGCAGAUUGAUGCUUGCUAUGAUUAAGCAGUAAAGAACAGCUUUUCCCAGGGAAAGUGGCAGGGAAAAUGCUAGAAAAUCCCUCGAAAGCACAGGAAAAGUGGAAAACUGCUCAGACCCAUGCUUUCUAGGCAUGGGACAAGUAAAGUGUGGAUGAGUCCUUGAUGAAGCAUCAACCACCAUCCUGGAAAACAAAGCUAUCAAUCCACAAAUGAUCAGACAGCACCUACACCAAUGCACUCCACAUUUAAUGCAAAUUGGCUGGUGUGUGAUCUGGGCUUUGUCCAUUUGGAUUAUGAUGGUGGAAAGUGGUCAGGCUUCUUUUGCCCUGAGCCAGAGAAGGAAACAGAUCAUCUUCCCAUGCCCUCUGAAUUGACUCAAGACCACCAAGCACUGAAAGCAGACAGCAACAGGGAACAAGGAGUACCGUAGCUGUGCACCUGGUGAACAGCUAACCUUAGAUCAUGGCCCUCCAGUUAUUGUUUGACUACAACUCCCAUCAGUCCAAGCCAGCAUACCGUAUUUUUCGCCCUAUAGGACGCACUUUUCCCCCUCCAAAAACGAAGGGGAAAUGUGUGUGCGUCCUAUGGGGCGAAUGCAGGCUUUCGCUGAAGCCUGGAGAGCGAGAGGGGUCGGUGUGCACUGACCCCUCUCGCUCUCCAGGCUUCAGGAAGCUCUGCGCAACCCUCGGGAGACCGGCGCGAAGUCGCGCCGGUCUCCCGAGGGCUGCGCAGAGCUGCCUGCAGUCCCGGGCUUCGCGCAGCUCUGCGGAUAGCAGGCUCAGGCUUCCCCCGCGCCAGCCCCACGCCUGGGGGGGAAAUGAUUUUUUUUUCUUUAUUUCCGCCCCCCCCCCCAAAAAAACUAGGUGCGUCCUAUAGGGCGGUGCGCCCUAUGGGGUGAAAAAUACGGUAGUUAAAAUCUGAGAUGGAAGCUGUAGUCCUGCAACAGCUGGAGAGAUUCUCGUUCCGCAUCCCUGCUCUAGAUAGUCAAAGUUACACGGAAAUGAAAUCUGUUCUAAUAGUUACCUUGCAAAGGCAUUCAAUAUUCCCAUGCAAUUUCUGCAAACCAGCCAGCCAGCCAAUGGAUGACCAAGUAUCAUGGAAUUUGGUUUCCAAGGUAUGAAAAACCUACCCCAGGAGACCACCAGCCAAACCAUGAAUAAAACAUCAUCCUUUAUCACACCUCUGUUUGACAGUUAUUUUUGUGAACUCCUCAAAAGCAAUGGCUUAGCUGCUGGCCUCUCCCAAAUAUCUUUCACAGUGAAGACUGAGACAGAUUUUUUUGCAUGUAUUCAGUUUCCGCUUCUUCCUUUAGUAUUUCUUUCAUACCUUAUUCUUCAAAAAGCCCCACUCUCUUAUUUGCUGGUGUGGCGUUCGUCCGGAGCCCCCGGUCGUCUCAUGGACUAUUGACCUGUACACCACUAAUCCACUGCCACCAACCAGGUCCUCCCCAGUAAAUCACUUAGUCUCAGUCAGGUUCUCACCUUAACAAAGAAGAGUGUAGUUUACUGCAGACACAAACAAACAUUAACUGCAUUCCAAACAUUGUUACUCUUUACCUUCUUAGUCUUAUUUUAUCCUGUCUCUAUCUCUUCUACUUCCCCCUCACACAAGAACCCACUGCACUAACUGUCUAUUUCCAACCACCUGCCAACUGCAUUUCCAACUGCCUUUCCAAACCAACCAACCAACCCACUAAAACCAACCAACUAACCACACCCAAACCUCAGGCUAAGCCCUUUUAUAAACAGGUAGGCUCCGCCUCCGGCUUUCCUAUUGGUCUACCUGUUAACCCUUUCUCUCUACCCUGUACAGACAUUUUCAAACGAAUGGGCAAACGCCACAGCUGGUUUCCUGUCUUUUUAAUGUACAGUGGUACCUCUGGUUACAUACUUAAGUCAUCCUGGAGGUCUGUUCUUAACCUGAAACUGUUCUUAACCUGAAGCACCACUUUAGCUAAUAGGGCCUUCCGCUGCUGCCGCGCCACCGCCACGCGAUUUCUGUUCUCAUCCUGAAGCAAAGUUCUUAACCCGAGGUUCUAUUUCUGGGUUGGCAGAGUCUGUAACCUGAAGCAUAUGUAACCCGAGGUACCACUGUAUUUAAAUAUAUUUUGCCAGAGUCGCCUUGAACACUAUGCUAAAUAUAGCAUCUGUGACUUAGCUCUCUUUCCCCCCCAAAUAAUAUUUAUUAUUUUCAGUAGAUAAACAUAAUAAAAAAGAAGAGAUUAAUAAUAUAGACAAACAAAAAAUAGGAGAAAAAGAGAAAAAAGAAAAAAGAUACAUACAACAUAUUACCACUUAAUUAAUUAAAAUUAAGUAUCAUCCAUCUUCAUAAACAUAGUAUUUGACUUAGCUCUCUUUUGACUAGAUCCAGAUUUGAUUCCAGAUCUGAAAAAAUUCCUCUUCUGAAAUUAACUGAGUGUAUGAAAUUUUCUGAACAAUUUCCCAUCCACAUACCUUUUAAAUCUGGGAGCAAUCAAGUCAUUGUUCCCAAGUGAUUUGAGGUCUUUCACGAGAUCCUGGGUAUUGCUCACACAAAUGUGUCUCUUGACCACAAACUAAAUUUGCAUUUAUGCAAUCAAUUUGAUGAGCGUGGAAGUCAUUCUCAUAAGAUCUCCUUUAGCUGCUUCUCUGAUUUUUUAAAACGUCUGUAAAUCACCAUCAGAACUUGGUUUAGGGGAGUAUUACUAUUUUCCUGUUUCGGCCUGAUUCUUCUACACAUAAUGAUUCUACAGCUAAAUCUGUUUCUUGUACAAGUUCUGAUUUAUGGCCCUCUGUGCCUUCUUUGACAUAUAUAUCAAUGCAACUCUCAACCCAAUACAACUAUACUCUGCCCUUUUCAUAGAUUUUAAAUCUAGAGAUAAGCAUCUUUUUGUUCUCCUAGUGUUCUCUGAUAAGCCCAGAGAAGCCUUAUUUUUUCCUGUAAGCAAAUGUCAGACACUCUGCUUCCCCCAACUUGGCUCAAUCUUCUAGCAUUAGCAUAGAAACACAUACAUCGUGUGAUCCUUCUUGAAAUGUUUUCAUUGUGCGUCAUUGUCCCAGUGACACUGCAGCCUAUUUUGUUGUCUGCCAUUAGUUUCCAUGUGCUCACUGUCAACUUCUAUCCUCCCUUCAUUGAUUUAUUGCCUGUCUGUAAAUAUACCACUUUCCUGCCAAGGCACUCAAAGCAAUUAGGGCCCUAAUGGCAGCUCAGAAUGUUUUAGAUCAUCUUCCCCCAGCGGAUGAGUCAUCUUGAACGGGAUGCCAUUCGGCUUUUCUCUGGAAGUCAGCUGAAAAGCUGCUCCAUAAUUGUAAUACGAUUAUAAUUAUCAUAUUAUCAUCACACCAGAAAUCUGGUUCCAUUACAGGAGUCAAAGGCACAACAUUACCAGGAAGUUGCCCUAUUCCAUCCCCGCCGAAAUUAAUGGAAGCUCAAGAAGACAGUGAGAGGAGAGACGAUGGACAAGCCUGGCUUUCACCAGCCAACAGGCUUUCUUACUUGUUGUUGUUUAGUCGUGUCUGACUCUUCGUGACCCCAUGGACCAGAGCACGCCAGGCCCUCCUGUCAUCCACUGCCUCCCGCAGUUUGGUCAAAAUCAUGCUGGUAGCUUCAAGAACACUAUCCAACCAUCUCGUCCUCUGUCGUCCCCUUCUCCUUGUGCCCUCCAUCUUUCCCAACAUCAGGGUCUUUUCCAGGGAGUCUUCUCUUCUCAUGAGGUGGCCAAAGUAUUGGAGCCUCAGCUUCACGAUCUGUCCUUCCAGUGAGCACUCAGGGCUGAUUUCCUUCAGAAUGGAUAGGUUUGAUCUUCUUGCAGUCCAUGGGACUCUCAAGAGUCUCCUCCAGCACCAUAAUUCAAAAGCAUCAAUUCUUACAAAGCCCUUAAAAUCCAGCCGUUGCUUCUAAAUUGGAGUUUUGAAACCUCAACACAACACUCACAGCCCCUGCCUGCCUGAGAGGAAACCCUGUUUGUUCAGUCCUACCUACACAGCCAAAAUUCCAUGUUUGUAGACGCGCAUUAUUGUGAGGGGAGAAGGUUCGCCAUACAAGUCCAGCCGCCAAGAGCUUGUCUGACAUUGUUUGGGUCCAUAAAGAAAGGUAAGCGGGUGUCUUAGCUUUACCUCAUCAGCAGCCUUGCUGUAGGUAUAUUAUUGUGUUUGCUGUGGAAAUGACCAGUUUAACUGCCUCACAAUGAGCAUUCUAAGCCAUAAGCCACCCACCGGUUAGACUCUCUUGGAGGAAGCCAUAUUUUACAUAUGGAGAAUGACUAACUUCUGGCCCAGGAGGUUACUUCAGAAAGGGGGAACAGGUACAAUCCUAGACAGCUCUUGAAAUGAGCACUUUCUCAUCUACCCCACCCCAAUUAAAAUGUCACCCUAGACAGGAGCGAGUGCAAAUAAUGGGGCUGGGAUCAGAUUUCUUUUUAAGCACUUCACAAAGUUUGGCAAAUACAACCCCCAAUUACUUCAUGGUAUGUGUGGUGCUGUUUUUUUUAAAAAAAGGUUUUGAAUAGAGCCAGGUACCUCAAAGCUUCAGAAACACAAAAACGAUUUGGAUGUUAGGUCCUCAAUAUUUGACUAACCUUUCUCACAAUACCACUGCUUCGGCUUUUUCAUUCCAGAGACGAGAGGUUGAGUUGGCCAAUAUUUUAAAUUUUUCAUUAUAAGCUCCUCCAGAGUCAAAGCAGAAACAUAUGUUCCGCCUGAGGGCAGAGUGAAGCUGAGAUGCCUCUCAUCCAUAAUCUCCAGUUUAAAUUACCCCCUCUGUGCUGCAAAAAAGAAAAAGAAAAAAAAAAUUGCCACCCAGAGAGGCGCUUUUCAUCAGUCAAAAAUUGUCAUAUAAAUAGCCUUAUUCCCCCCCCCUUUUAAAAAAACAGUCCUAAUAGGCCUGUUGUAAGGUACAACAGGUGGGAUGUGGGUGGCGCUGUGGGUUAAACCACAGAACCUAGGACUUGCCGAUCAGAAGGUCGGCAGUUCGAAUCCCCACGACGGGGUGAGCUCCUGUUGCUUGGUCCCUGCUCCUGCCAACCUAGCAGUUCAAAAGCACGUCAAAGUGCAAGUAGAUAAAUAGGUACCGCUCCGGCAGGAAGGUAAACGGUGUUUCCGUGCGCUGCUCUGGUUCGCCAGAAGCGGCUUAGUCAUGCUAGCCAUAUGACCCGGAAGCUGCACGCCGGCUCCCUCGGCCAAUAAAGCGAGAUGAGCGCCGCAACCCCAGAGUCGGUCACGACUGGACCUAAUGGUCGGGGGUCCCUUUACCUUUACCUAAGGUACAACAAUGCCAAUAUAAUCUCUAGGGAGAACUGUGUUCACUUGGGUCUCUUAACAGCAACCUCACCUUCUGCUUGGUGUUGCAGGUUUUUGGAUUUUGUUUCCACCGUCAUCCAUCAAACUCUUCGAUGGCCCUGAAAUCUGGGAAGAUCAGUGCUUAUGCAGCCGUCAAAGUAGACCCCAAUGGGGACUACUGCACCCCUGGAGCGUUUGACCUGGAGAGGCUCUUCUGGAAAGGCAGCCCAAAGUACACCCACGUCAACGAAGUCUGGCCCAACCUCUACAUAGGAGAUGAGUAAGUUAUGCCAAGACACAUGGCCUCCAGUAGUCAUGGAGAGCAUUAUGCCUGUAAUGACUGGAUCACAGUGGAAAUGUGGCUCUGACAUCAUCCUCUCUGGGCUAUGCUGUGCAAAUGCAAGUGUAGAUUCUGUGUAGGAUAAUUGAAAGGUAUUUCUGGGGCAGGAGGGAAAUAAAAGGGUUUAGAGGUUUGGUAGGUGGCCUUAAAAUGACCCAUCAGAGAAUAAUAAUAAUAAUAAUAAUAAUAAUAAUAAUAAUUUUAUUUAUACCCUGCCCUUCCCGGUUCAAAAGCCAGGCUCAGGGUGGCUAACAACAAAUUUAAAACACUUAAUUAUAAAAGCAGCAUAAAACACAGUAUAAAAACAUGAAUAACAAUAACAUUCAAAAAUCAAUUAGAUAAUUCCCAGGGGCAGCUGGCUGGAAUUGGUCCUACUUGGGCCAGCGAGGAGACCAGGGGAGAAUUAGCUGUGGGGUCUUAGAGCGGGUGAUCUUCAUAAAAGGGGAGGGGGAGGGAAGAGAAGGGAAAUAAGAGAUCAGGCUGAAUUCAAAUUAAAAGCCAGGCGGAAUAGCUCUGUCUUACAGGCCCGACAGAAGGAGGUUAAAUCCUGCAGGGCCCUAGUCUCAUGGGACAGAGCAUUCCACCAGGUCGGAGCCAUCACUGAAAAGGCCCUGGCCCUGGUGGAGGAUAGUCUGACUCCCUUAGGGCCUGGGACCUCUAAACUAUGGUUAUUCAUGGACCUUAAGGUCCUCUGCGGGGCAUACCAGGAGAGGUGGUCCCAUAAAUACGAGGGCCCUAAUUUGUCCCUUCUUCACAAUUCUAACCACUCCCUGCCUGUUUUAUGUCAGCAUUUGCUUGAAAUUUGUACACAUACUGAUCCCCUGAAGAGCUGUGUAUGGAGAAAAAUCAGCUUGGGCGAGAGAUGAUUUUGAGUGAGAGAGCAUUGGUGGGAAAGACACCCCGGAGUCUUCCCUCCCCACACCCGCAAUGCUGUCUCUCUGCUCCAAAUCAAAGCCUCCCCAAAGCUGCUUUACAUUAAAAAGAGAAGAAGAAACCCACCCAAAACUUACAUGCAUUUUGGUGCAACAUCUAAUUUGCCCUUCAUUCCUUUUGCAACAGAAUGCUGUUGUAGACACUGCCCAGAAGGAAUGAAACUUUUACAAGCGCUUUCAGACAUGUAAUAAACAAAGCUUCGAGUUUCAUGGGAUGCUACCCUUUCCAAAGUCUUUUACUGGGGAGCUGCAAGAAUGUAAUGCCAGGAAUUGGACACUUUUAUGAAAAAGCAGAUAUUUAAAAAUAGAUGGUGCAGGGCUCCUUUUCGGAACCGAUACUCAUAUUGAACUUGUAAUGUUUAAAAACUGCUUUAUAUUUAAAAGUGGGUGUCCUAUCAUGCAAAACUUUUUUAAAAAUGUAUUUUUAAAAGAACACAUGGAUUUCACUACGUGGCACCUUAAUUAAAGGCCAGAGCCAGAAAGCAUCAAUUCAGACACAAUAUAUGUAUCAAACUUCUUUUUGGGGUGGGGGGUGGGGCGGAGAUAGUUAUAUUAGGAACCCCUAACAACAAGGAAGUCCAAAAAUGGAAUUACCAGGAGGCUAUUGUGGCUGUUACCUAAUCUAGUGGUUUUCAUGGGAAAGUACUUUUGCAGCUACAGUUGAUACAAAAGGGACUUCUACUGCCUUUGCCGCCUUUAAACAGCAAGAGUGUGCAAACAGAAAGUCUGCUAUUGCAGACCCUCCAAGUGUCCCUCUUUUCCAGGGACAGUCCUGGAUUUACAGAAGCCAUCCCAGUUUCUGAUUUGACCCCAGAACGUCCCAGUUUUCCUUAAUUUUAAGUUCCUGCAGCAUCUGGGUCCUAACUGGCAAUCACCUUCCUGUGCCCUUAUUAAUCUGUUUUAGUUAAAUAAAUGUUUGCCCACCUGCCUAACUCACUGUGAUGCUUUGUCAGCUGGGGCUGGGGCACUUUGCCCGACGGGGCUCCCUCUAACUUGUGGAGCGAGUGCCCUCACUAGCUAGGGCAGGCAUCCCUGAACAGGCAAUUUCACGGUCCAGCCACUUGACGGGAACAGUCUCCACUGAAAAGUGUAAGCCAUCCCACCCAAUACAAAAAGGAUGUACACGCUACAUUCAAUGUGUGUGCCAUCCGGGUACUUGCCUAUGCCAUAGCUUAGCUGUGAAAAGCAUUGAGUGGGCACUCUUUUCACACAAACAGUUGUAGAAAUAGAUCAUGCUUGCGUUCAGCGUACCAUUGAGGUGGGGAAGUGACGAAAGUGAUGAAUCAUAGAAUCAAGAGAGCUCUGGUGUUGUUCCAGCAACAGCUGCCCUUCGGCUCAGCCUUAGAAAGGAGCAGCACAGAAUAACAGAAUCAAAGAGCUGUAGAGUUCAUGCAGCUACCAGCAUGAGUUUGACCAAACUGCAGGAGGCAGUGGAAGACAGGAGUGCAUGGCGUUCUCUGGUCCAUGGGGUCUGAAGGAGUCGGACACGACUAAACAACUAAGCAACAACAAAAGAGUUGGAAAGCACCACGAGGGUCAUCUAGUGCAACCCCCUGCAAUGCUGGAAUCUUUUGCCCAACGUCGGUCUCAAAGCCAUGAAGGAGUGUCUCCACUCCUAUCGUUCAGCCCGGACACGGAGGUCCAGCUCCGCGGGCCUUCUGGCGGUUCCCUCACUGCGAGAAAUGAGGUUACAGGGAACCAGGCAGAGGGCCUUCUCGGUAGUGGCACCCACUCACUAUCUGACUUUUAGUAAACAUCUGAAGGCAACCCUGUUUAGAGAAGUUUUUAAUGUUUGAUGUUUUAUUGAGUUUUUAAUAUUCUGUUGGGAGCUGCCCAGAGUGGCUGGGGAAACCCAGCCAGAUGGGCAGGGUAUAAAUAAAUUAUAUUAUUAUUUAUUAUUAUUAUACUUUGAGAUUCUCAUGCCAUGCCAACUGAACUAUGCCAUAACCGCAGUGCCCUUGCUUAACAGCCUCUGAUUGCUUUGACCCAGGAAAACAGCCCUUGAUCGCUACAGCCUUGAGAAAGCCGGCUUCACCCACAUCCUCAACGCAGCCCAUGGCCGGUGGAACGUAGAUACGGGACCAGAAUACUACAGGGACAUGGACAUCGAGUACCACGGGGUGGAGGCAGAUGAUCUGCCCACCUUCAAUCUUAGCCAGUUCUUUUACUCUGCUGCCGAAUUCAUUGAUAGAGCACUCCGGAAUGAAACAAGUAAGGAAAAUGGGCUUCCGUCCGGGCGUUAUCUGCAAUGGCCUAACUGGCAUGGUGUGUGAGGCUGCUGAACCUAAGACCAUCACCAGGCAUGGGUGUUUUCUCUAACCCUGUGAUCCUGUGUCCAUAUGGGUGGGAGGAGGUAAUUUCUUGCAGCUACUACAGAUGCUGCAUCCCUAUCUGCCCCUACUUAAAUCACACCUAUUCAGCACCGCUCCUUCCCAUGUGUGGCUAUGCUGCUUUAUUUUAAAAAAUGGACACAUAAACUAGAACAAGCAAUCAAAGAACCUCCGAGUAUAUGCAGAAGACAGUGCAUGAACAGCCUGCUCCCAAACACUGCAGGCAACCAAUCUCCCACUUUGAGCACCUCUUGUUUAAAAGCUAACCAUUUGAGUCAGCUGCCUUAAUGCAGGACCUCAAAAUAGUGUAAGCUCAUGGCAAGCGCUCCAAUCCUGCCAGAACGCUUGGCCCACUCCCUUUCAUGGGCAGUGGUGGAAGCGACGGUGGUCAAGGGACAGAAGUGUUUCACCUACUGGAGCUCCACACAUGUAGACAUGGCGAACUGGAUACACGCAUUUGUCACAUGUUACAGUGUGCCCCUUUAAGAGAUUCUAGUUCUCCCAAAAAUGAAUGGAGUCUGGGACAAAGUCUUCAUAAGCCCAGAUCCACUUUGAAACCUUGCAAGCACCAGUUGCUCGCUAGGUGCUGUCUGUGGUGCUGCAACAGCCAACCAGCCUUUCUCUGAGGGCUCCUCCACAGGACCAGAAUAAGACAAGAGUAGUUUGAAAUCCAUGUACCUGAGACAGUCCUUGACUCUGGGUGGGCUUUUCAAAAUCAAUCAUCCCUACCACACAUUCACGAUCCGGGGGGGGGGGUGUCCACUUUUUUUUUUUUUUAAAUGAUAUUUAUUAAAGUUACAAAAAAUAGAAGAAAUACAAAAUACAGAAAAAAGAGUAAUUUUUUUAAAAAAAUAACAAAAAAGUAAAAGAUAAAAAGAAACAUACAAAAUAAAACAGUUAAAAAGACAUUAAUUUUCCAAACCUAUCUUAUUUCCUCGGACCUCCUCAUACCUCCCUUUUUUGUAUUCCAGUUCAGUUUGUUAGUUCAGCAAAUCCUUACCAUUAAACUUUUGCCCAAUUGUAGGCCUUUUUCAUAUCUCUUAAAGCAUUACAGCUAAAAAGCUCUUAGUUUCUAUCCAACAUCCUUCUAAGAUUCCUUAAUUUUACAAUAUUUCUGUAAAUAGUCUUUAAAUUUCUUCCAGUCUUCUUUCACCGACUCUUCUCCCUGGUCUCGGAUUCUGCCAGUCAUUUCCGCCAGUUCCAUGUAGUCAAUCACCUUCAUCUGCCAUUCUUCCACAGUGGGUAGAUCUUGUGUCUUCCAAUACUUUGCAAUGAGUAUUCUUGCUGCUGUUGUAGCAUACAUAAAAAAGGUUCUGUCUUUCUUUGGCACCAAUUGGCCGACAAUGCCCAGAAGAAAGGCCUCUGGUUUCUUCAGAAAGGUAUAUUUAAAUACCUUUUUUAUUUCAUUAUAAAUCAUCUCCCAGAAAGCCUUACACCUUUAGUUGCAGUGCUUAUGAGCCUGGCAGAAUGCUUAAAGGGUUAAGAAUGGGGAUAAGGUCUGGAGACCAGAUCCUCUCUAGUCAAACUGCAAAAUAAAGAGAACAGUGCCAUACCAGAAUAAUUCAUAUCAUAAAUCAUAAGCCAAUCUAAAUACGAGAAAUAACUCGGCUAUUUCUGACCCAAUCCAAAUCGUUCUUCCCUUCCACCCACCUCCAAUUUCCCAAACCCCCUCUCCUUGUCAAACCAGGGGCUGUUAACCCCCAUGUCCCAGACCAAGCAAAGGCCUCAUCUGGCUUUUUUCUCUCCCCCUCCUCCAAGAACCCAAUUUUUGAAAGGGGCAGUAAAAAGGAUAAAAAAAAAAUUAAGUAGGUGUGUCGCUGAGUUGGGUGACCCAAACAGCCUGAUGAGGACGCAAACUGCCCCUCCUCAGUCACCAUUUGAUAAGUGGGGAAGGGGGUGAUAACUUUAUCCUCUGCCGAUUUGCAUGGAUCACCUGGGGGCCCUUGUGGCUGCACACAAGACUGUGGGGUAUCCAUACCCACCACUCACAUAUGACCCUGUGUAAGUAUAAAAGUAAAGGUAAAGGACCCCUGGACGGUUAAGCCCAGUCAAAGGCGACUAUGGGGUUGCAGUGCUCAUCUUGCUUUCAGGUCAAGGGAGCCGGCGUUUGUCCACAAGACAACUUUCCAGGUCAUGUGGCCAGCAUGACUAAACCGCUUCUGGCGCAACGGGACACUGUGACAUAAGCCAUGGGGGCACAGAAACGCUGUUUACCUUCCCGCUACAGUGGUACCUAUUUAUUUACUUGCACUGGCGUGCUUUCAAACUGCUAGGUUGGCAGGAGCUGGGACAGAGCAACUAGAGCUCACUCUGUUGCACGAAUUUGAACCGCUGGCCUUCCGAUCAGCAAGCCCAUGAGGCUCAGUGGUUUAGACCACAGCGCCACCCGCUCCCCUGGAUUUGCCCAACACCAAUGGCAAAUGGAGAAGUGCCAGUGGCAAAAAAUCUGAAUGGUUUCUCUCUUUUUCUUCACUUCCACAGGCAAGAUUUUGGUCCACUGUGCUAUGGGUCGGAGCCGCUCAGCUGCCUUGGUCUUGGCGUAUCUGAUGAUUUACAAGAACAUGACUGUGGUUGAUGCCAUUGAUCAAGUGCUCAAGCACCGGUGCAUUCUCCCAAACCGUGGCUUCCUGAAACAGCUCAGAGAACUGGACAUAAAGCUAGCCCUGGAGAGGAGCAAAGCCACAAACGGGAUGGAGUGUAACCAAGAGGGCAGCACAGAGACGGAGAUCUAACAUUCCCUGUUUUCUAGAAAAGAAUUAGUUUUAAAAGGAAAUGGGAAACUUGAAAACAAUUAGGCAAAGGGAGUCAUUUGUUACCAAGUAAAGCUGGGGGAGCGGGGGCGGGGAAGAGACUCAGUAGCACUUCAAAUGCCUUAAGCGUAUUUUCAGCUUGAAAAUGCACUAACAUGGUAGGAGGUCUUCAAAGAAACUUGAAAUACACAGAGAAGGCUUCCUUCAUGCUGUUUUUCAGAGCUUUCUUUUACAGAGGGGGCUUGGGAAGAAACCUGAAAACCCAGUCACCCAAAGAGUCAAUCAACAGUGCAUAAGAAGAAAGGACCAAACGGGAUUUACGAAAAGUCACUGCUGGAAACUGUUUGUCACUUGUUUUAACUUUGUGGGUUAGGAGGCCUGCAACUGCUCUAGCGUAUGGUCAGAAAAGGGCAUCUCUGUAUUUCAGUACACACACACACACACACACACACACACACACACACAUUGAUAGGGUUGGUAGAUGGACCUUGCUGGGUCAUCUGUCUCCUGGAUGGACUUCUUUCAAAUCUCACCCUCAAAAACAGUAUAAGAGACUAUUUUCUUAUUUGCAUAGACUCCAAUGAACACGUGCAAAUGGUCAGCGACCACCUUUUCCAUUGUGGGAAAAGGCAGAGACUCUUAAAAGCCUCUUGGCAAAUCGCUUUCUCUCUGCAUUAUCACAAGCACCUUAGCAUACAUCUUAUCAUCAAACCAGGAACAUAGUGGGCUGUGUUGCCUGCCAUCAUCUGUAUGGAAAGACAAUGGGAAUGAAAUGUUCAGAGACUAUGCCUAUCCUGGUCAGGGUAAAGCUAUGUCGCAGUGGCCAUUAAGGUCAUUAGCAGAGGGACCGAAGUCACUGGAUAAAGCCCAGCACAAAUUUGACAGAAGCUGUCCACAUACAUCUUUACCCUAACUGGUCCUCCACCCCAACAGGGACACAGGAGGGCGCAAACUCUCAUUUCAAGUACUAGGAGCACAAUGAUGUUGUUUCUACAAUGCCCUCUUUGGAGGAAAAGUUUAGAGCCCAUUGCAAAAGUUGUACAUCCAUUGUGUUUCCUUCCCAGUGCCAGUUUUGAUAGUACUGUAGUUGUAGAAACCAAGGCAGCCUAAAUAUGUGUGUUAGACUCACAUCCACAACUGUUGGAGUGACUUCAACCCUGCACGUGGCUGCUGAUAACACUAACAGAACCUUUUAUCUUCCAGUUCUGAAACACAUAUUCCACAAUGGAACACAAUAUAUGCCCAAGCAGAGUUUAUAAUUCCAACCACUUCUCUUGGCUUCAGCCUUCAACGAAGCGACAACGUAUCUGGAUUGGGGCACCAAUUUAGUGUCCUCCAGAUGAUGGUGGAUGUUAAUCAAUCAGCCCCAGCCUACAUGACCACUGGUCAGGGAUGAUGGGAGUUGUAGUCAAACAAUAUCCAGAGAAUACCAUGUUGACCACCUCAGAUUUAAACAAACCCAUCUGAACAACCACUACUCCAGAGGUCUUCUCUAACCAGCUGUCCAGCAUCUGCAAGGCUGGAAGCUUCAAAUUAAAUCCAGAACAUCUCCCAGAAAACAGCUUCUUAUAAAACCAAGCUUAACAUCCUCUGAAGGGUUUGCAAGAUCUACGGUAAAACUCAAGUCUCCUCCACUUUUAUUCCACAUCUUCAUGAAGAGAUCUUCACAUUACACCAAGGCCCUCUCUCCAUACAAAAGGUAUUGCUUCUGUCUACUAUGACCUUCACUUAGUCAUUGAUCCUCCUACCAUUCGAAUUUAGUGUAGCUUCCUUAAAAAUAUGAUUUAUAUGCACCAUGUAUUCUGGCCUGACAUUGCUGAAAGGGUAGGAACAUGGCUAUUGAUACCAGGCAUCACUUUCGACUGGUACUAUCAGAGACAGAGAGAUCAGUACAGUGGUAUCUCGGGUUAAGUACUUAAUUCGUUCCAGAGGUCCGUACUUUUAACCUGAAACUGUUCUGAACCUGAAGCACCACUUUAGCUAAUGGGGCCUCCUGCUGCCGCUGCGACGCCGGAGCACGAUUUCUGUUCUCAUCCUGAAGCAAAGUUCUUAACCCGAGGUACUAUUUCUGGGUUAGCGGAGUCUGUAACCUGAAGUGUAUGUAACCCGAGGUACCACUGUAAUUGCUGCUGAAGUUUGAAGUAUUGUUAGGUCAUAACAGUGAAUUUCAUAAUCCUGAAGGAUGGGGAAGGCAGCUGAGCUGGUCACAGAGAGGUCCUCUAGGAGCCACACUUAAAAACACACACACACACCCAAAAAACAAAUUACGUGGCAAAAAGUAUGGUAUAUGUGAACCUAGUCUCCGUUUCUUCCAAUGUGUGUACAACUCUCCCUGCACCCCAAGCAAUUAAGGCUCUCUUUAACAGCUGCUUAUGUCAUUUACAGGUCUUUGGGUUCUCAUAUAUCAGAGUUAAUCAAAAAAGGACUAAACAGUGCUAAAGUGUUAUUCACCUGUUAGCAGGCAGGGCAAUUUGUUUCACUUCAUGGUACUAAGUGCUCUGUGAAGGGGGUCUCCCCCCCCCCCCGCAAAGGUAGGGAAAUGAGGGACCUUGGCAGGGAAAGCUCAGUAACUCUUAUCAGCAUGAGAGCUGAAAUACUAAAAGCUGUGAUGAACACAGCCAGCACCUCCAUCCAUGAUGUACCACCUUUCAUUCUGGGAAACAACAAUUGCACUUUGGCGUAAGUUAAGCAAGUCCAGCCAAUGAUUAAGGACCAAUCUGUGCCAUAUAAGGGUCUGAUGCUUCUAGCAAUAUGAACAACACAAGGUACUAGGGAGGCUCACGUCUAGGUCAUGGGGUAGAGCCAAUAAAAUGGAAUAAUAAUAAUAAUCCAAGUUUCUAGAUCCCCCUUAUUGAAAUACUUCUCUUAGUGACCAGGGUCCAAGAAUGAGGAAACGAGAAAAACUUUUGCCAAGCAUUGUUAAGACAGGCAACGUCUUUACAUUUCAACAUUAAUUACACAUACAUUUCUCCCCCACCUAUUUUCCCUAUUAACAAGAACUCUUUGAACUUUAUGCCUCGGUUUUCUCUGGCAAUUUUCCUGCAACAAAAACUUUCACCUGCUCAUUUUGCCUCCGACGGCUGAUGCAACUUUGCAAAAGAGGCUGACUUCAAGUAAUGAUUCAGCAGAAUCUUGCAAGGCAUUCAUCAACCAAAGGAUCCUUUCAUACAUUAAAGUACAUUUUUAAAGCUGUGAAGUGUAAAUGCAUCAAAAGCAUGCUCUUGGAAAUAUUAUCUUACAGGUACCCUGAUAGAGGAGCUAUGACUGGCCAUGUUGCAGGGAGACUUAAACAUUGGGUUGCCUCUGUAUGAUGUGAUGCCACAGGAGUGUGAAAUGGCCAGGGGGGGUUUCUGCAGUGGAAUUUCCUGAACCCCAAGUCAGGCUGCAACACUCAAGCUGAUCUUUGAUUCCUGUGUUCAGAACCGCAAACCUUUACCAAAUAAAUCUUGGUUG